Molecule: messenger RNA, 1141 nt
Organism: Stegodyphus dumicola
Lineage: Eukaryota; Metazoa; Arthropoda; Arachnida; Araneae; Eresidae
Biological process (GO): DNA replication
Molecular function (GO): nucleotide binding; DNA binding; DNA-directed DNA polymerase activity
Source: RefSeq, a predicted model, not a curated record
GGCCCUGAACAGUUUCUGGGGCAGGUAAGAUGAUUUCUUUUGGACUUAAAUUUUUUGUAAACAUUUUUAAUUCUUUGUGAUUUAUGUUGAAUUUUUGUUUCAGAUGGGGCAUGAACGUCAACAAAGCGCAACUGACCUACGUACAUACGGUGCCAGACUUUAAUAAGAUAUUGGCGGAUCCUACUAAAAAAAUCAAGGAUGUCUUUCUUCCCAUGCCUGAGGUGGCUGCCAUUUGCUGGGAAUCUUCAAAGGAGUUUGUACCGCAGGAUGCUUCGACCAACAUUUUUCUAGCAACUUUUACGACAGCUUGGCCUCGUCUCAAGCUGUAUAGUGAAAUGGAGAAGCUGGGUCGAGAUGUUCUGUAUCACGACACACAUUCCAUCAUCUAUGCCUCGAAUAGUUGCAACGAUCCCCCCUUAGGAAACUUCUUAGGAGAAUUUACCGACGAACUGGAUGGAGAUGUUAUCAAAACCUUCGUGUCAGGUAAACACCUUUAAAAAGUUCCUUAUUUAAUAUGUACCAAAAAAGUGUUUAAUGUUUUUUCUAUUAUCUCUUUUUUUUCUCAUGAUGUUUUAUUUUUUCAGGAGGACCGAAAAACUACGCAUACCAGAUGGCCACUGGGAAAUCCUGCAGCAAAGUCCGAGGAUUUUCAUUGAACUUCCGGAAUUCCCAGUUGCUGAAUUUUGAAGCCAUUAAAAGUCUGGUCUGCAGCCUCGACCGAAGUGAGAUCAUCUCUCUCCACAACCCCUGCAAAAUCACCCGAGAAGCGUAGAGAAGAAAGGUGGUGAAUAAACCGGAAACAAAACUGUUCAGAAUUGUGUUGGAUAAAAGGGUGAUCCAACAGGACUUGACCACCUUACCAUUUGGGUUUUGACAAUAACUUUUGUAAAAAUGUAUGGUAUGUACAAAUAAUGUUUGUAUGUAAAAAGAUGUUAUGCACAGUAUUUGCGUGUAAAAAUUUAUUUAGAUAAAAAAUAAACAGAAGUUUGAAAAUUAUGGUGUUUUUCUUUUUUCAAAGAAUGGCAUGAAAGGUAAGUUUUUAUUAUUUUAAGAAAAUUGUUAUAUUUUUUCAAAAAUUAUUAUUAUAUGUUAGUUUAAUUAGAAAGAAAAACAUAACACAUCUCUAUCUCCCGGUACUGCC